AUGAAGUUUAAAAGUGGUCGAGUGGAUAAAGAUGGCAUCAAACCAACCCGUGAAAAAGUGGAUGCUAUCCAAAAAGCUCCCCCACAGAACAAAACAGAACUUCAGGCGUUCUUGGGGCUGCUUAACUUUUACAGCUGUUUUCUUCCAAAUAAGGCCACCGUCCUGGAACCCCUGCAUCGCCUUCUAGACCAGUCUGCUACUUGGCAGUGGGUUGCGAAGCACAGGAUGGCAUAUGCUCAGGCGAAAGAGUUGCUACAAACGGAUAAAGUGCUGGUCCACUAUGAUGAAAAGAAACCCCUGGCAGUGGUUUGCGACGCCUCACCCUAUGGGCUUGGGGCUUUAUUGUUCCACAUGGAUGGUGAUGGUCAGGAGAGGCUCAUUUGCUUUGCUUCCAGAACAAUGUCCACCACGGAGCGGAAUUAUGCCCAAAUUUAUAAGGAAGCAUUGGCGGUUGUUUUUGCCGUCAGAAAGUUUCUCCAGUAUCUCGCAGGCCGCCAUUUCGUGAUUUUUACAGAUCACAAACCCCUGCUGGGACUCCUGCACCAUUCCAUGCCAAUGCCUACCAUCCUUUCGCCACGGAUGCUACGUUGGGGUUUGAUCAUUGGAGCUUACGACUAUGAGCUAUGCUACAGACCGGGCAUACAAAUGGGCAAUGCUGACGCCCUGAGUCGCUUACCCUUGCCGGCAUCUGAUGCUGUUACACCACCACCAUUGGAAGUGUUGCUAAAUGAAAUGGUACCAGAUGCACCUAUGCAUGCUGAGCGAAUCGCUAACCUUACACGCAAAGACGCUGUCAUAGCACGAGUAAUGCGCUGGGUGCUGCAUGGGUGGCCGGCUGAUGUAAUGGAUAGCCGGUUCAAACCAUUCCUUUCACGCCGCCAUGAACUCUCUGCGCACAAGAACUGUUUGCUAUGGGAAAGCCGUGUGGUUGUUCCUUGCUUGGCAAGGAGAGAAGUACUGGCUAUGUUGCAUGACGUGCACCCGGGUAUGGUACACAUGAAGGGACUCGCAAGGAGUUAUGUGUGGUGGCCGGGCAUGGACCGAGACAUUGAGGAGACUGUCAAGGCAUGUGAAACCUCUCAGAUGUCACGUCAUGCACCACCUAAGGCGAAAGUGCACCCUUGGGAGUGGACGACAAAAAGAUGGUCCCGGCUGCAUGUUGGCUUUGCAGGCCCUUUUUAGGGCAAAGUAUAUUUCAUAGUGGUUGAUGCACAUAGCAAGUGGCUGGAGGUGUCUCUGAUGAGUUCCAUGUCAUCAUCAGCCGUCAUCAACACACUAACUACAAGACUACUUUUUGCAACACAUGGUUUGCCUGACGUCAUAGUCUCAGACAAUGGUGCUUCGUUCACUUCUGCGGAAUUCCAAGAGUUUGCAGAGCGAAACGGCAUUCGACAUGUCACUACAGCACCAUAUCACCCAAGCUCAAAUGGUCAAGCUGAACGCAUGGUGCAGACAACCAAGGAGGCCCUGUCUCGCAUCACCAAGGGCGAGUGUCAGACCAGGCUCGCCCGUUUCUUGUUGUCACAGCACGUCACACCCUAUGUCACACCCAAUUCAUCUACUGGAAAAAGUUCUGCUGAGUUGCUCAUGAAUUGGCGACUCACCACGGCCCUGGAUCGUCUGCACCUUGACCAUGAUGGUGAUAUGCUUCGCAGACAGGAGCUUAAUGCUGAAAAAUGCCCUGGCACAGUCAGAGAGUUUAGACCUAAGGACUUGGUGUACAUGAGAAGCUACACCAGAGAUUCUAAGUGGAUGCCUGGAAUCAUUGUAGAUGUCACAGGUCCCCUGUCAUACAAGGUCAGAGCUAGUGAUGGGCAAAUGCACAGGCGACAUGUUGACCAGCUGCUGGACAGGACGGCACCCUUGUCCGACCAAUCAAGGCCUGAGCCAGGUGGCUACACUGUCCAUCCGCCUGAGUCCCCAGGGGCUGAGAUGCUUGAGUUACAGCUGCCUGCAUUAGAUGUGGAAAACCCUAAUGUUGACCUUACUGGAGCUGGAGCUGAGGGAAUGUCUGAGUCCCUUCAUUCUCGGAGGUACCCUGUAAGAGAGCAUCACCCUCCAAGAAGGUUUUCAGACUUUGUGGACUGGGGAAAAGGGGUGUAA
Rhinichthys klamathensis goyatoka is the source of this 2103-nucleotide messenger RNA. RefSeq lists its product as uncharacterized. Gene Ontology annotation, molecular function: nucleic acid binding. Lineage: Eukaryota; Metazoa; Chordata; Actinopteri; Cypriniformes; Leuciscidae. The record is from RefSeq and is a predicted model, not a curated record. Gene Ontology annotation, biological process: DNA integration.